GCAAUAAAGUCUAAACUUUCUGAAGAGCUUGCUGCUGUGUCUUUUCCCUCCUGAAAUUGUUUUCUACAGAUUGGCGAUUGGUGUGGAAGUCUGUCGUUUCCUAGACACGACAACUUCAAUGCCCUUCAGCCAGGCCAAUGUCAGCCAAGCCUCCCAGUAAUGAAGAAGCCUCCCAGAAGCCUCCCAGAAAUGAAGAAGCAACAAAGAGUGAGAACAUGGUUGAUAUGGGAUUUGGCAUCUCUAUUGUAAAAGAGAAGAGCUUGAUGAUCAACCACUCCAGCUUUAAGCGAAUGACACGGGACCUCAUGGAGGUCCUAUUCUCAAGAGAGGAAAUGGCUGUAUUAUCUGUGUCAGGGAGAAAGUCAAACAUCAACCCUGAUACUGCUGCAAAACCUGCUCUGACAAAGAGAAAGGUGCUGGCGAUUAUUGCACAUGUCCAGAAGCAUUUUCCAGGAACGGAUAAGGCAUCCAUCAACACGGCCAUGGCAUACAAAUUAAAAGAUGUGGCCACAGAAGAAAUGUAAUUAGAAUGUUGAAGUUCACCCAAAAUCAAGCACUCUGGGCCGGCAACUCCGUUUUGCAACCCGGUGCUCACCACCGUUCUUUUUUUGAAAGUGGUCUGGCUGUUUUUGUUUUUUUUCUAUUUUUCUUGCAAACCCACACAUACAGUCA
This is a messenger RNA of Anguilla anguilla (European eel), 672 nucleotides long. RefSeq names its product BEN domain-containing protein 6-like. The record is from RefSeq and is a predicted model, not a curated record. Gene Ontology annotation, molecular function: DNA binding; transcription corepressor activity. Gene Ontology annotation, biological process: positive regulation of neuron differentiation; negative regulation of Notch signaling pathway. Gene Ontology annotation, cellular component: nucleus. Lineage: Eukaryota; Metazoa; Chordata; Actinopteri; Anguilliformes; Anguillidae. The coding region runs from base 138 to 524 and encodes 128 amino acids. The transcript is spliced from 4 exons.